Molecule: messenger RNA, 2069 nt
Organism: Fukomys damarensis (Damara mole-rat)
Lineage: Eukaryota; Metazoa; Chordata; Mammalia; Rodentia; Bathyergidae
Gene: Idh2
Product: isocitrate dehydrogenase (NADP(+)) 2
Exons: 11
Coding region: 588-1790 (400 amino acids)
Biological process (GO): isocitrate metabolic process
Cellular component (GO): mitochondrion
Molecular function (GO): isocitrate dehydrogenase (NADP+) activity; NAD binding; magnesium ion binding
Source: RefSeq, a predicted model, not a curated record
GUCCUGACCCAGUAGGUGGGUAAUCUUUAACUUAACCAAGUGUGGGAGCAGCUGACCAGAGCUGGGGCCGUCCCCACACCCUGCCAAGGAGAAAGGGGCAUUUCUGCUCUCCUACUCUGAGCCUAGAAGAGGUCAGCCUCGAAACAUUUGCCUUCAGCAACAUAUCAUAGACGUGAGAUACAUUUUCCACCCCCCCUUUUUGCAUUGAUGGCAAAGAAGAGAAAGCAAAACCAAAACAGAAAACUACACUAACAAGAAUUUGGAUACAGAUGAAAAAAAGCAGUCAGUUGCAGGUCCUUCUAGAACUCCCCAAGUAGAGUGGCUAUGUAUGGGGAAAACAAAUGUCUGCUGUUUGAGUUGGACAUCGGACUCUACAGUUUAGACCGCUCCAGCUUGUUACCUGGCAACGCUGCUGAACCGAGACACUUGGCAUUCCCCUUGAGGACAAGGAAAGAAUUUUUUUUGGCUAAAAAGAUCCUGUGUCUUUGCUCUCCGGUCAUUUCCACACGUGUCUCUAUAACUUUCAGCGCUCAGUGACUGCUGCUGAUGCUGACAAGAGGAUCAAGGUGGCGAAGCCAUUGGUGGAGAUGGACGGCGAUGAGAUGACCCGCAUCAUCUGGCAGUUCAUCAAGGAGAAGCUCAUUCUGCCCCAUGUGGAUGUCCAGCUCAAGUACUUCGACCUUGGGCUCCCACAUCGUGACCAAACCAAUGACCAGGUCACCAUUGACUCUGCACUGGCCACCCAGAAGUACAGCGUGGCUGUCAAGUGUGCCACCAUCACACCCGAUGAGGCCCGUGUAGAAGAGUUCAAGUUAAAGAAGAUGUGGAAGAGUCCCAACGGGACCAUCCGCAACAUCCUUGGGGGCACGGUCUUCCGAGAGCCCAUCAUCUGCAAAAACAUCCCGCGCCUGGUCCCGGGCUGGACCAAGCCCAUCACCAUUGGCAGGCACGCACACGGUGACCAGUACAAGGCCACCGACUUCGUAGUGGACCGUGCUGGCACGUUCAAGAUGGUCUUCAACCCGAAGGAUGGCAGCGGGGCCAAGGAGUGGGAGGUGUACAACUUCCCCGCAGGCGGCGUGGGCAUGGGCAUGUACAACACUGAUGAGUCUAUCUCAGGUUUUGCGCACAGCUGCUUCCAGUACGCCAUCCAGAAGAAGUGGCCGCUGUACAUGAGCACCAAGAACACCAUUCUGAAGGCCUACGAUGGGCGCUUCAAGGACAUCUUCCAGGAGAUCUUUGACAAGCACUACAAGACGGACUUUGACAAGCAUAAGAUCUGGUAUGAGCACCGGCUCAUUGAUGACAUGGUGGCCCAGGUCCUCAAGUCCUCUGGUGGCUUUGUGUGGGCCUGCAAGAACUACGACGGAGACGUGCAGUCGGACAUCCUGGCACAGGGCUUUGGCUCCCUUGGCUUGAUGACAUCUGUGCUGGUCUGCCCGGAUGGGAAGACCAUCGAGGCAGAGGCUGCUCACGGGACCGUCACUCGCCACUAUCGAGAGCACCAGAAGGGCCGGCCUACCAGCACCAACCCAAUUGCCAGCAUCUUUGCGUGGACACGUGGCCUGGAGCACCGGGGGAAGCUGGAUGGGAACCAGGACCUCAUCCGGUUUGCGCAGACACUGGAGAAAGUGUGUGUGGAGACCGUGGAGAGUGGAGCUAUGACCAAGGACCUGGCAGGCUGCAUUCAUGGCCUGAGCAAUGUGAAACUGAACGAGCACUUCCUGAACACCACAGACUUUCUGGACACCAUAAAGAGCAACCUGGACAGAGCGCUGGGCAAGCAGUAGGGAGGCACUGCCAGCCUCAAGUGCCCCUGGCAGGGCGAGUGACCAUGGCUCCCAUGGUCAUGCAACUUGGGUGAGAUUCACAGCCCUCUCUGGAAGUCUGUCCAGGGGACAUUUUUUAUAAGUGAGAUGUUUUUAAGAGAAUUGCGUGUUUCCCCUCUUGGUGGCGUGGGGCAGGAAGUGUGCUUUACCUCAGCAGCCAAUGUGUCCUGCACACUGUAAUUUAUAUUGCCCUUGGAACACAUGGUGCCAUAUUUAGCUACUAAAAAGCUCUCCACAAAA